AUGAGGCUGACUGUGCGUGUGAUCGGAGCGCGCAACCUGCGCGCCAUGGAUUUCAACGGGUUCAGCGACCCGUAUGUGAAACUGCAGGUUGGGAAGCAGCGGUUCAAGACCAAGGUGGUCAAGAUGAACCUGAACCCGGAGUGGGAUCAGGAGUUCAGCUUCGUCGUCGCCGAUGUCCGGGAGGUGCUCAAGUUAGAUGUCUAUGAUGAAGACAUGAUCGGGACCGAUGACUUCCUGGGCCAGGUGAGGGUGACACUGGAGGAUCUUCUGGCCGCGGAGAACUUCUCGCUCGGUACGCGCUGGUACCAGCUUCUUCCCAAGACCAAGAGUGACAAGGCAAUUAAUUGUGGGGAGAUUUGUCUUGCAAUAUCUUUAGAAACAGCUGGGGCCACACGAUCAUGGUCCGAUGAUCUUGCAACUGAACUAACUGGUACACAGAAAGAGGAUUCGUUGCAAUCAAGUCAAAGCGCAGGAUCAUCAUCAGCGGCAUUAGCUUAUGAAGAAAAUGAAGCUUCUAAAGAAGAUAAUGUUAAUGAGUAUUUUUCUGAUGGAACUGAAAUCCCUGAAGAUGACAAAUGUGGCGAAGUGAGAGAUCCAGAGGACAGGUUUAAUGGGAUUCCUACUGAAAUUUCUAAUGAAGCCGAAACUUCUAAAACAGAAAAGCUUGACAAGCCCUCGCUUGUUGAUCGUGUCUAUCAAAUGUUUGCCAAGAAAAAUGAUGAUAUUUCGUCAACAUCAUUGACAAAGACCGAGGCUUUAGAAGAAGUUCAGCAAGCACCAGCAGUAUUUGAGGCUCCUUUAAGCCAAAAUAGUGACAUUUCUUCAGAGAUUACAUUUGCUGAACUAUUGAGAUCUUUUGAAUCGAGGCACGAAGAAGUCGAAAUGCCUGUGAAUUUACAAGGAAUUCUUGUUAACCAGUCAUAUUUUACGUCACCUAGUGAUUUGAAUAACCUUCUCUUCUCACCAGAUUCAGAUUUUCGGCAAACAUUGGUUCAGCUUCAGGGUUGUACUGAUUUCAAAACUGAACCCUGGAGAAUUGAUAAUGAUGGGGAGUCCCUGAAGAGAGUGAUAAGUUAUACAACUGCACCAUCCAAAUUGGUUAAAGCUGUAAAGGCAACAGAGGAACAAUCUUAUUUGAAGGCUGAUGGAAAAGAGUAUUCAGUUUUAUUAAGUGCUAGCACUCCUGAUGUUCCUUGUGGUACUUAUUUUCGGACAGAGGUUCUUUUCCGUAUUAUGCCAGGCCCUGAACUUGAUUCUGAGCAACAGACUUCACAUUUGGUAAUUUCUUGGCGCAUGAAUUUUCUUCAGAGUACUAUGAUGAAAAGUAUUAUAGAAAAUGGAGCAAGACAAGGCUUGGAGCAAAAUUAUUCACAGUUCUCUGAUCUACUGUCAGAGAAGAUCAAGCCUAUUGAUGUAGAUGAUGCUGGAUCAGAUAAGGAGCAGGUCUUAGCUUCAUUGCAAGGGGGGCAGGAGUCUGAUUGGAAGAUAGCAUUCCUAUACUUCUGUAACUUUGGUGUCUUGUCCUCUCUUUUUGUUGCCUUGUACAUUGGUGUUCAUGUUUCACUAGUGAAUUCAGGUGCAGUUCAGGGACUUGAGUUUCCUGGAUUAGAUUUGCCAGAUUCUGUCAGUGAGAUUGUCAUGGGCGGGCUAUUGUUUCUUCAGGUGCAACACAUAUUUAAGAAAAUCAUGUGUUUUUUUCAGGCAAGAGAACAAAAAGUUGGUGAUCAUGGUGUGAAAGCACAAGGCGAUGGAUGGUUGCUAACUGUUGCCUUAAUUGAGGGAACUAAUUUGGCACCAGUCGAUGCUACUGGUUUCUCUGAUCCUUAUGUGGUAUUUACUUGCAAUGGUAAAACCAAAACAAGCUCAAUCAAGUUCCAAACACUUGAACCUCAGUGGAACGAUAUCUUUGAGUUUGAUGCCAUGGAUGAUCCUCCAUCAGUUAUGAAUGUGCAUGUAUAUGAUUUUGAUGGACCAUUUGACGAAGUUACCUCUCUUGGACAUGCUGAAAUCAACUUUGUGAAAUCAAAUCUGUCAGAGCUAGCGGAUGUAUGGAUUCCUCUUCAAGGUAACUUGGCUAAGUCCAGGCAGUCUAAGUUACACCUAAGAAUCUUCUUGAACAACUCAAAGGGCACUGGUAUGGUCACUGAGUAUCUGAGCAAAAUGGAGAAAGAAGUUGGUAAGAAGAUGACGUUGCGGUCUCCUCGAACUAAUACUGCAUUCCAGGAGCUCUUCUCUCUGCCUGCAGAAGAAUUUCUAAUCAGCAGUUUUACCUGCUACUUGAAGCGGAAAUUGCCUACACAGGGCCAUCUUUUCUUGUCUCCAAGAAUAAUUGGAUUUUAUUCAAGCAUGUUUGGCCGGAAAACAAAGUUUUUCUUUCUAUGGGAGGAUAUUGAGGACAUACAGGCAAUUCCCCCAUCACUAUCGACAUGGAGUCCAUCCCUUGCAAUAACUCUUCACAGAGGUAGAGGCAUGGAUGCAAAGCAUGGUGCGAAGAGCGUAGAGAGUGGAAAGCUGAAGUUUUCUCUGCAAUCUUUCGCAUCAUUUAGUGUGGCCAAUAGGACAAUAAUGGCGUUAUGGAAAGCAAGAUCAUUGAGCUCCGAGUCUAAAGUACAGAUUGCUGAGGAACAAUCUCAAAAUAAUACACUUCAGAGUGAGGACAGUGGGAUUUUUGUUGGUGUUGACGAUUCCAAGAGCCUUCAGAUGAGUGAAGUUUUCUCGUCAACCAUUUCUGCUAAUAUGAAUUCACUUCUGGAGGUGUUCGAAGGAGGUUCAUUGGAGAUGAAAGUCAUGGAGAAAGUUGGAUGCCUCAAAUACUCGGCUACACAAUGGGAAUCAGAUAAACCCGACGAAUAUCAAAGACAAAUUCAUUACAAGUUUAGCAGGAAGUUGUCUCCUGUUGGAGGAGAAGUGACUGGGACCCAGCUGAAAUCUCCUAUGCCCAAUAAGAAAGGGUGGAUUAUUGAAGAGGUGAUGGAACUUCAAGGCGUCCUUCUUGGUGACUUCUUCACGCUUCAUAUAAAGUAUCAAAUCGAAGACCUUGCUCCUAAACAAAAGGCGUGCAGUGUCCAAGUCUAUCUUGGAAUUGAAUGGUCAAAGACCACCAGGCAUCAGAAGAGAAUCGAGAAGAAUGUUCUUUCCAGCUCAUCUGCCCGCCUAAAGGAGAUGUUCAGCCUUGCAUCCAAACAACUCUCGAACACCAGAUAG
Triticum turgidum subsp. durum (durum wheat) is the source of this 3204-nucleotide messenger RNA. The record is from the annotation of a GenBank genome assembly. Lineage: Eukaryota; Viridiplantae; Streptophyta; Magnoliopsida; Poales; Poaceae.